GAAACCUGAAGUAGUUUCAAGAGAACCGGCGCGUGCGCACCACGCGUAUAUCCAUACUUUCAAACUCUAUGCGCUCGCGAACGUUUUGUCUCUGAAUCUUUUUGUUCCAACAAUUUGUUAAAUGGAAGUAUUGAGGACAUCCUCAUUUCCCAUUGUUGUGAUACUCUUUAACAUGCUGUGAAUAUUCUUUGUUAGCUUACAAUAGCAGUUUUAGUUCUACUUUCGUAAAAUUUAAAUACAGCUAUCCGGUGAAUUUAAAACACUGGUACAAAAAUUAUUCGUCAAAAGGACUCCUAUAAGAGCUGGAUUAAUACAGAGGGUCCCUUCAUAGCUGUGAUGAACAAUGUAUAAACAGAAGAUAUUGUUAUUGAUGUACGUUUGUAGCGCCUUUGGUGCUUUGGACGGCUACAGCUCUCAACAGGAUACGGAACAGUUCCACAUACAGACAGAUGAGGAUGAUGAACGAUACUUCUUGUACCAGACACACAAUGGACAGUAUCGGAAGGAAAGGCGAUUGAGGGAUGGCUCUGUUGUUGGAACCACAGGAUGGGUAGGCGCUGAUGGUUAUCUACGUUUGCAAGACUACAUCGCAGAUGAUCAAGGUUACAGAAUAUACAAAUCGAAGACUGUCUAUGUAGGCGAUCGCUCUAUUGGUGAAUCCUUGAAGAUUGCUAAGACGGCUCCGACGGAUUCUGGGUUCAACAUAACGCCUGCACCAGCUCGUAAUGUUAAUCGUGGCACACCACGUUUCAGCACCACAACAAAGCUACCACCAACUUUAUCAACUACUUUGGCUCCACCGUACGCCUAUCCCAGAGAAGGAACAAUUACGGCAACCCCUUCACCGUACCCAGAUGUAUCAUCAACGCCAAUAGUGGAAGUUUCACCAAAUUCAGUUGACACAACAAGAUAUAACUUCAGACCUACUGUAUCUCCAAUAACAGCUGAUGAAGCGUCUUCAACGGCGAGUCGCAGUGACUUUGACUUAACAAACACAAAUACUAUAGAUAAUUACUUCGCUAGUGACAGCUCUUCCUAUGGACGGGUUGAUGUAUAUAAUCCUAAUUCAUACCGACAUGCAAAUGAAUGGUCGCGGAGACAGCAGCCUGCCGCUAGAUUUGGUGAUGGAUACACGCCGCAGUUUUCAAGCUAUGACGGAGUUGCAUUCAGAAGAAAUGGUUUCCGUUAUUACCUUCCCAAGCAAUACCACGAAGAGCAAAGUGACUCAGAUGAAAAAACUGGCAGUUUCGGAUAUGUGGAUCCAUUUGGUAUCCGUCGAGUCAUAUAUUAUAACUCGUCUCCGGGGCGUGGUUUUCAAGUUCGUAAGAAUAAUAGAUAUGUUGGGCACGACGCUACUCCCUACGACCCUAGACCGAUCGAUAAAUGAUAUUAUAUUUAAAAUAUGCCUUUGAAGUUACCAUCUCAAUUCAGUAUUUAUUUUUCUUAGAUCAUUUAUACGUCUAGGUAGACUAUGACGGCUGUGAAAGCCAUUGGGACCAAUACCAGUGGGAGGCUCCUUUUCACAGGAUGCUGGCUAGAUUAUGGGUACCACAACGGCGCCUAUUUCUGUCGUGAAGCAGUCAUGUGUAAGCAUAACUGUAUGUCGGUCUGAGGGGCGGGCGCCGUAGCUAGUGAAAUUACUGGGCAAAUGAGACUUAACAUCUAAUGUCUCAAGGUGACGAGCGCAGUUGUAGUGCCAUACAGAAUUUUUGGGGUUUUUCAAGAAUCCUGAGCGGCAAUGCAUUGUAAUGGGCUGGGCGUAUCAAUUACCUUCAACUGAACGUCCUGCUCGUAUUGUCCCUUACUUUCCAUAAGAAAAAGGUCGAAAAAUAGACUUUAGAACUAACUUUUAUUUUUGAGCAAUUCACGCACACUUACACAAAGUUUCAUACCAACCGCAAGUCUAAGACCUAGCUUGUCACGCUAAACUAAUAUUCCUGACUUGAUUUUAUCGGUUGUCUAACAGUAAGAGAUUCUCUAGACGUAUAAAUUAUCUAUGUUAUUUUUAAUUCAUUAGGAAGAGACGAAUCGAAUAUUUUACGAACGACUUAGCCAUUAAAUUAAUUAACGAUUUAUUUAUUGUAAAUAAUACCUAUUCAAUUUAUGUGAACUUAUAUUAUUUUACAAAUAGCAAUGUUUUUCCUUAUAUCAACCAAGGAAGAACCCUUCCACACCUUCCACUUAAGUUAUGUAUGCGUCGAACCGUACCGACGGGAUCAAAAUAACGUAGGUACUAUUAUGAAGUACCUAAUAAAACAUUGUACUUAAUAUAAUGUUUUUACUAUAGAGCUUAUAUUUAAAUCACAUUUGUAUCUAAUUUGUAAUUUAAUUAUUUAAAAAAGGGCCGGAAUAUUAUUAAUAAACACAUAAUUAAUUGAGUAACUGUUAACCAAAGAUAAUAUAUUUUAUAGGCUUGUAAUUUUAUAUAAUAUAUAUAUCGUUUUAAUUAAGUUCUAAGGUAUUAUUUAAUUUGGUGCUUGUAGCUUCAAUAUUAUAGUUGUUGAGAAUAAUUUGUCAUUAAGAUUCUUAUCCUUCGUAACUACUCAAUCUUUCUACAAUAAAAAUUAAUGACGCCUUGUUCCAACAACACAAAAGAGAGAUUAUUGAAAAGAAAACAUUAUUAAAAAAAAGUGUAAAAUUAUUCCUAUCGAAAUUGUUAAUAUUAUUAAAAUACAAUAUAAUACAAUAUGAUUAAUCUUAAAAUUGAUGACUAUUGUGUUUUAUAACACAACUUUAACAUUGUUAUAUAAAGUAAUAAAUAAACUUUUGUUUGUA
Molecule: messenger RNA, 2775 nt
Organism: Leptidea sinapis
Lineage: Eukaryota; Metazoa; Arthropoda; Insecta; Lepidoptera; Pieridae
Exons: 5
Coding region: 344-1387 (347 amino acids)
Cellular component (GO): chitin-based extracellular matrix
Molecular function (GO): structural constituent of chitin-based larval cuticle
Source: RefSeq, a predicted model, not a curated record